UUUCCGUUAAAGCAUCUCGAGGGACCUAAAUUUUUGAUAUGUGAUCACGGCACUUGAACUCAGCAGUAAUCCCCUGAUUUGUCAACAUGGCGGCCGUCAAAUUUCGUCCACAUUUGAAGGAACUCCGAAUUCUUUUAUGUCAAACGUCGAAGUCUAGUCAAGGAGUGAGAGAUUUUAUCGCGUCUCAGUAUGUUCCCCUGAAGGUUGCGAACCCACAGUUCCCAGUUUUGAUAAGGGAAUGUUCGAAUAUCGAGCCCAGGCUAUUCGCCCGAUAUGAAUUUGGCAAAGAGGCAUCGGCGUCCCUCGCUAAUCUAAAAUCCGAAGAAAUUCUCAAAAAAGUUGAGCAAUUCGCCUCCACGAAUCCUUGAAACUCUGGGCCCUAGCCUAAUUCUCCCAUGUAUCAUAAUUAACGUUAGUACACAAUAUAAUAAAAUAGAAUAUUACGUCUCGUAA
Messenger RNA from Diachasmimorpha longicaudata, 453 nucleotides. RefSeq names its product NADH dehydrogenase [ubiquinone] 1 alpha subcomplex subunit 2 (gene ND-B8). The transcript has 4 exons. NCBI's taxonomy places the organism in Eukaryota, Metazoa, Arthropoda, Insecta, Hymenoptera, Braconidae. The coding region runs from base 87 to 368 and encodes 93 amino acids. The record is from RefSeq and is a predicted model, not a curated record.